AUGCUCAUUACCCCCCGAACGUAUUCCGCCUCGCAGACCCCCGACCAAGCCGCGGCUGCUAGCCGCACGGAGGGCGCAUUCCGUUUCUAUACGCUCGCUGGGUGGCGUCAGAGCCCCAUGGAUGAUAAUCCGACUGCCGACAUGCUCUUGGUUCACCAGACUGGCAGUGUACGCGUAGGGGAGAUUGUCCGAUAUACACUAACCUACACUCCUGCGGCCGAUCCAAUCCUACCGAUCCCGUCAGAACUCCACGUGAGGGUGAAGAACACCUCCGCCAUCCCGCUCCGAGCAGCCUAUCUCCACGGCCCAUAUACCCUAUACGCCGCCUGCUACCCGUCAACAUUCGAUCCCAACAGCAAAUAUGACCAGCAGGAUGCUGAUGGCGCCCCGCAAUUCGAACCGUACCUCAAAGCGGGCGGCAACUGGGAUGCACGCAUCAAGAUGCCCGCGCGCUUCGGGGAUUCACACAACCUGGCCGUGGGUCACUUGGGAUUGGAGUGCGACCGAACGGUGACCUGGGUGAUUGACAUUGUGUCUCAAGUCGUCUUCUCGAGUAGUGCGGCUGUUCAUUUUGAGUUGCUGGUUGGCCGGGACGCCAAAUCCAUCGACUUCUUCUCCGCGGGUGGCUUGUCGGCCGCGGGCAUCGGACCUUCUGGCAAAUUACAGGACCAUUGGCCGCCCGGAGGGACAAAGGGGCAUCAGGUCCUUGCGACGAAGGGCGUGUACUCCAAGUCCACCACCAUACGCGUCGAUGACACGAGUAGCCUGUGGAACCGUCCACCACUACCCUCGGGGACACCCCGCGGGGCGGAUGGGGAGUCUGAGAAUACAGACGGUGAAACCCAAGAUGCGGCGUCUGAAGUGCCGGGAAGGAUCACCGUGGCUCACCCAAGGAGACCACCCCGGAAGAAAAAAGUUCAUCUGGUGGUGCUCAGCCAUGGAUUGCACAGCAACCUGGGUGCGGACAUGCUGUAUCUGAAGGAAAGCAUCGAUGCUGCGGCUGCAGCCAAAAAGAAGAAGGCCCAAUCCCAGGAUCUCCAUGAGAGCGAAGGCAGCACUGAUGAAGACGAAGAAGAAGAAGAAGUCAUUGUUCGAGGAUUUUCUGGCAACGCGGUUCGCACUGAGCGGGGGAUUCAGUAUCUCGGCAAACGUCUGGCCAAGUAUGUUUUGUUGAUGACAUACCCGGACCAGCCAUAUUACCCCUUGAAGGGUGGGAACUCAAAGUCCUUUUCUCGCCCUUUCAGUGCCCGCAAAGAUCAAGCUCAACCCUCCGUGGUGCCUCAUUCAUCCUCGGCGAACCAUGAGAAGCCCGCCGACGGCGAUGACCAUGCUUACCAGAUCACCAGCAUUAGUUUCAUCGGACAUUCUCUUGGCGGCCUGAUUCAAACAUACGCCAUCGCAUACAUCCAGAAGCAUUCGCCGGAGUUUUUCGAACGGAUUCAACCCAUUAACUUUAUUGCCCUCGCAUCUCCUUUCCUGGGCCUCAGCAACGAGAAUCCGAUGUAUGUGCGGUUUGCCCUCGACCUGGGCCUUGUUGGACGGACUGGACAAGAUCUUGGGCUGAGCUGGACGGCACCGAAGGUGCGCAGUGGCUGGGGUGCAAUUAUCGGCGGCCGAGGAGACUCAGCCACGGACCAAAGCCAGACUGAUCCUGGAUCAAAACCGCUGUUGCGAAUCCUACCCUGCGGACCCGCACACGAAGUCCUCCGUAAAUUCCAUCACCGGACCGUCUACUCCAAUGUGGUGAAUGAUGGGAUUGUCCCCUUGCGGACGUCUUGUCUUCUCUUCCUCGACUGGCGAGGCCUGGACCGAGUGGAGAAAGCAAGAAGGGACAACGGUCUCGUCGGAACUAUGGCGGAAUGGGGCUGGGCGGAACUCACUGGUGCCAAUUCCAAGUCACCGCGGCUUGCUCGUUCCGAUGAGAUCCCAGGCAUGGGCGAUGGCACUAGCGCGCCGAGGAAUGGGUACACCGGAUCUCUCCAGGAGACCCAGCCCUUGCAAGAGAAUGAAGCCAUUGCAUUGCGUGAAGAGGCAUCAUCUCCGGCCUCUGGGCAGUUCCUUCCACGAGGAAGAGCAUCCUUGACGGCAAGUAGUGCGGGGACAGAGGCAAGGCAGAAGGACGUUUCGGACCCAAAUCCAGGCCCCUUGAGCAGCUUCCUCGCCUUCUUCCGCCCCAAGGAGCCAAAGCGUUCCCCCUCUAGCAAGCAUGCCAAAAUUUACAGGCGCAGCCAGACACUCGCUUCGUUCGACCCCAAUGAGUUGCCAGUAUCGAGUGUCCGUGGCAAUUCCUUGUACGAGGAGGAUGUUGGGGUUCAUACACCCCCAAAGACCACUUUCUUCGAGUCUGCAGGGGACUUGUUGAUGCCACCCUUGCCCCCGACUGACUUCAUUCUGGACCCUGCUGCCCGCCCUCGAACCAUUUUCCACGACCGCAUCUACCAUCCAGAGGAUAUCCCCGCUCCGCUUCCCGUCAAGCGGCGAACCAUGACAUUCGCUUCGUUCCAACCCAAGCAUGCCAAGACAGCGCCUCCCGAAUUACCAUCCAGCUCCAACGCUCCUGCUAAAAAUGGCGAAAGUGGACUCAAAGUCGAGGAGAAAAUUGCGAGAGCUUACCACCGCGAUCUGACCUGGCGCAAAGUGCUUGUUCGCCUCGAACCCGACGCACACAAUAACAUUAUCGUGCGUCGCAUGUUCACCAAUGCCUAUGGAUGGCCAGUUGUGAAGCACCUCGUCGACACGCACUUUGGCCACUCGCCUAAUGUUGAGAUCGAUGAUGCCCUGAAGUGCAAUGCUGAACGAGCCAAGUCCCCGAACGUGGGACCCACGAGUUCCGGCGAUGAAGUGGAAGGCCAGUCCGAUACCACCGAGGGAGACCCGACAAUGGAUGAUCGUUCUGGACCGGGCCAUACACAUGGCGCCGCCGUCCGUCCGUCCUGCCCGGAGGGAUAUCCCCAAUUACAUGAUCGAGCUGAUACGCUCCCUACCGAGCAUGAACAUGCGUGCCACGAGACAGCGAGCACCCAUGCACGAGCCCAUUCUCACCAUACCGAGGACUCUCGUCAGGACUCGGCGCGAUGGACGGAUCGCCAGGUGGACGAAGAUGACGAUCGCGAAUCUGGGUUGGACGAGGGUGAUGAUGCCGACUAUCGAUCAUCUCCGGCUCCUCGGCCCCCUGCGGGACCCGAGAGAGAUUGUACAUAA
This is a messenger RNA of Penicillium canariense, 3201 nucleotides long. Its product is annotated as lipase ROG1 family protein. Gene Ontology annotation, molecular function: monoacylglycerol lipase activity. The transcript has 2 exons. Bases 1 to 3201 code for a protein of 1066 amino acids. The record is from RefSeq and is a predicted model, not a curated record. Lineage: Eukaryota; Fungi; Ascomycota; Eurotiomycetes; Eurotiales; Aspergillaceae.